Molecule: messenger RNA, 3900 nt
Organism: Sus scrofa (pig)
Lineage: Eukaryota; Metazoa; Chordata; Mammalia; Artiodactyla; Suidae
Gene: ANKRD13A
Product: ankyrin repeat domain 13A
Cellular component (GO): cytoplasm
Molecular function (GO): protein binding
Source: RefSeq, a predicted model, not a curated record
UCCCUGUUUGGGGCAGUUCGGCCCGCAGAAGUCGGUUCGGGAGCUGUCAGCGCGGGCGGGUGCGUGGCGGGGCGCGGGGUGGGCGCGGCCGACCCCGUCCCCGACCCGGCCCGCUACCCACGACGUCCCGCGCGCCCGCACCGGGCCAGCUAGGCCGCCCGACUGCGUACGCGCCCCUUGCUUACUCGCUUGGUUCUCUCGGGAGCCGGCCGUCGGGCGGCGGGCGCCGGAGACCCCGCCGGGGCUGAGGCUAGGCAAGCGACGGUGAGGGCCCGGGUGCGACCUCCCCGCCAUGUCUUCGGCCUGCGACGCCAGCCGCCACUUCCCCUUGCAUCUCCUGGUCUGGAACAACGACUACCGGCAGCUGGAGAAGGAGCUGCGGGGCCAGAACGUGGAAGCUCUGGAUCCACGAGGUCGAAGCUUGUUGCACCUUGCCGUUUCUUUGGGACAUUUGGAAUCUGCUAGAGUCUUGCUCCGACACAAAGCAGAUGUCACAAAAGAAAAUCGCGAGGGAUGGACAGUUUUACACGAGGCCGUGAGCACUGGCGAUCCCGAGAUGGUGUACACAGUUCUUCAGCACCGAGACUACCACAACACGACCAUGGCCCUGGAGGGAGUUCCUGAGCUGCUCCGGAAGAUUCUUGAGGCUCCAGAUUUCUACGUGCAGAUGAAAUGGGAAUUCACCAGCUGGGUGCCCCUGGUUUCCAGAAUAUGCCCAAAUGAUGUCUGUCGCAUUUGGAAAAGUGGUGCCAAGCUGCGUGUGGAUAUCACAUUGCUGGGAUUUGAGAACAUGAGCUGGAUAAGAGGGAGGCGGAGUUUUAUAUUUAAGGGAGAAGACAACUGGGCGGAGUUGAUGGAGGUCAACCACGAUGACAAAGUGGUCACCACCGAACACUUUGACCUCUCCCAGGAAAUGGAGCGCCUCACUCUGGACUUGAUGAAGCCAAAAGGCAGGGAGGUUGAGAGGCGGCUCACAAGCCCAGUCAUUAACACCAGCCUCGAUACUAAAAACAUUGCUUUUGAAAGAACUAAAUCCGGAUUCUGGGGCUGGAGGACAGAUAAAGCAGAAGUUGUUAAUGGUUACGAAGCAAAGGUUUACACAGUGAACAAUGUGAGCGUGAUAACCAAAAUACGGACAGAACAUCUGACUGAGGAAGAAAAAAAGAGAUAUAAAGCGGACAGAAACCCACUGGAGUCUUUGCUGGGAACCGUGGAACACCAGUUUGGUGCCCAAGGGGACCUCACCACAGAAUGUGCCACCGCCAACAACCCCACAGCCAUCACUCCAGAUGAGUACUUCAACGAAGAGUUUGAUCUGAAAGACAGGGACAUCGGAAGGCCCAAAGAGCUGACGAUUAGAACACAAAAGUUCAAGGCAACACUGUGGAUGUGUGAGGAGUUUCCUCUCUCUCUUGUGGAACAGGUCAUUCCCAUCAUUGACCUGAUGGCCCGAACUAGUGCUCAUUUUGCCAGACUGAGAGAUUUCAUCAAACUGGAAUUUCCACCUGGAUUUCCUGUCAAAAUAGAAAUUCCAUUGUUUCAUGUCUUAAAUGCACGGAUUACAUUUGGAAACGUUAAUGGCUGUAGCACUGCUGAAGAAAACAUAUCUCAAAAUGCAGAAGGGACCCAGCUUGAUUCAGCUUCCCCUCUCACAAACUUCGAAGUUGAUCAGUCUGUGUUUGAAAUUCCCGAAUCUUACCAUGUUCAAGACAAUGGCAGAAACAUGCAUUUGCAGGACGAAGAUUACGAGAUAAUGCAGUUUGCCAUCCAGCAGAGCUUACUGGAGUCCACCAGAAGCCAGGAACUUUCAGGACCAGCUUCUAAUGGAGGCAUUGGCCAGGCACAUACCUACGACGCCCAGUACGAGAGAGCCAUCCAGGAGAGCCUCCUCACCAGCUCAGAAGGCCCUGGCGCCUGCAGUGAGACCAGCCGCUUUGACAGCGACCUGCAGCUGGCCAUGGAGCUCUCUGCCAAAGAGCUGGAGGAGCGUGAGCUUCGGCUGCAGGAGGAGGAGGCGGAGCUGCAGCAGGUCUUACAGCUGUCACUCACCGAGAAGUAGGCCCUCCCGCCUCCUGCCCACCCACACAAAGCAGACGCUCUGCCUGCGCCACGGAGGGACUGUGCCUCACCCCGAGGCAGCAGAAGGCAGCUGUCCCCUUCUUUAUGCAGAGGUGCCGGGCCACCCAGGUCCACCCACAACGCUCCCUAGGGAAGGAGCUGGGGUCCUGCGGCCCCACCUCCAGGCCUGAGGGGAGGAGAGCAUCAUCACUUUCCAUUAGCUGUGUUGGCUUGCAGGUCACAUUUUUACUACCAGCUUUAGAUAAAUACCCAACCCCCCGCAGGUUUGUAGAUUAAUUUUUAUUAAGGAGUGAUAACAAAAGUUCUUGCAGAGUCAGGGUGCUUUUAUAUAUGAGAGCAGCAGCCUUUGUAGAGUGUGGUGUAUGAGAAUCUAUGAGAUACUUCUUUACAGUUCACCAAAGAAAUGGGUCACCUGUGCCGAUCUGCUCUUUUGUUUGGACCUUUAUACAGGGUUUCUAGGGCAUUGUCCCUACCCCAUCUCCACCUUAAUUCCAUUCCUUCCACACCCAGCUAAAGCUAAAGAGGAGAUCUGUACAGGAUCUAUUUUAGAUUAGGGUUAACUAUUUGCAUCAAAUUAAGAUACACAAAUGACAACAGAUGUUGCCUUAGCCUUAAAAAUUACUACUAGUUUCCAGCCACCUCACUCCAGGUAUGGAAGGAUCUGAUUUGAAUUUGUCAAGGCAGUUCCUUUUGAGAGCGGGAUCCUCCAGGCUUAAUCCAAGGCAGCUAAUUCUGGCCCUGAAGGAGCAGCUAGGAGAACCUGAGGCUUGUUCUUGAAGUGGGCAGGCUGGCCAAAAUCUUCGAAUAGCGCAGAACCAAACCAAGGGUGUGUUCCCGGCCUUCUCUAGUGAAGGGUCUCCAGGCAGAGGACCAAGAAGACCCCACUUCGUGCCCUAGGCUCUUGGAGAGGAAGGGGUAUACCUGAAAUUAGAAAGGGAGCUACAUACGGAACUCAGUGGCUCUGUAUUCAAAAGGGAAAAUGUUUCCACGUUGCUUUUUAGAGUUCAAAUCAACAUCCUUCUGGAUAAAUAUAUUUUUUAACAGAAUCUUUUUAUUAUUUUUAAAAGAUAUAAAACCGACUACCCCCAUCAAUAGCAAUACAAGGUUAUACAUCUUAACCAGAUUUUUCUCAGGCCUUUUUUGGAUACCUUUAGUAGUUAACUAUUUUGUCUAACCCUUCUGUAAAUAACCAUCGUACAACAUGGAGAAGCCUGGGGAAUACAGCCGAGGGCACCUCACUCCACCUGGCGCACGUAUUCAUUCCCACAGGCUGCACUGAAAUCACCUAGCGACAACAUCCUCUCCUGUUUUGCAUCCAUUUCCUACCUGUUGCGCUGCUUUCGGGAUGGGACAGGAAGCAAAGUACCGUUCCAGUUGACGUCUGUAUAUACAGUUAGCGUUGCCAGGGAAACGUUCCCAGUCACAAAGAAUUGUGCUUUUGAUUCCAUGGAACCAUCUGGCUUUCUUGUCAUGGUCUGACCAAAAUUCCUUCUCUGCAUACAAGGCCAGUAUACGCAGCAUCACAGUCGUUUCAGAUACUCAGCUUGGCAUUCCGUUUACUCAGCGUUUACCGUGAGCGGGCACACAUCUUGGGAAUGGCUGCAGUUAGGCCACAUAGUUUACUCACUAAGUGAACAGAGGUGAUUUCUGUGUUUGCAUUCCAUUGUUCUGCUCCCCUAUGUCUUUGCCUUUCUCCCUGGGAAGUCAGUGAAAAAGGGACUGAGCUUUGUGUCACCACCACAGCAUUUUCCACUUAUGUGUUCAAUCUCUUAAAAGACAAAUAAAGACUGCUUCCUUAGAGGGUGCUCGUACGGUAUACUA